CCGACCUGUCCGCGGCUCUCUUGAUCUGGCUACAGAGGAGAGUUGACACAACGCUGUCGACAUGACCGGCAUGGAGGUGAGAAUGAGAGUGAAGACUACCUCGGAUUACUGACUGUUUAUGAUCGUGGCGUAAUCGCUUCCCUCACCCAGACGACCAGCCUCGUCACCAGAACAACCGGAGGACUAUGAUGUUUACGGCUGAAGGACCUCCAUGGUUAUGGACAUAUCGCACUAUUUCAAGAUGUAGCUGGUAUCCCAUGGUCCUCAUGUUCCUUGUGAUCAAGUGCCUUGCCACCGAUGCAGGAAAUGUAACCGUCCAGACACCUCUCGGGGAAGUCAUAGGAACCAGGAAAACAUAUCCAUUUGGGUUAGGGGAACACACGGAUACUAUCGACUCAUUUCUCGGACUUCCUUAUGCCAAACCACCGCUCGGCAGUCUCCGAUUUGAGGCACCAGAGCCGGUAGAGCCAUGGCAACAUCCCAUGGACGCCACCGUCUGGUCAAGAGGAAGCUGCACGGCCGUCGAGGAUUGCCUUUAUCUGAACAUAUAUUCACCCUACAAGUCUUCUGACGAUCAAGGGACGCGCUAUCCCGUAAUGUUUUAUAUUCACGGAGGCUCGUACAUGCAGGGUACGGCGACUGACUAUGACGGUACGGCCCUCGCUCAGUACGGAGUAGUGGUGGUUAUCAUCAACUAUAGGCUCUUCCUAGCUGGGUUCCUGAGCACCGACAAUUCUACACUGCCUGGCAACUAUGGCGUUCUCGAUCAAGUCAUCGCCUUGAACUGGGUCUCGAAUAAUAUCCGCCAUUUCCGUGGAAACCCGAAGGAAGUGACGAUCUUUGGGAACAGUGCCGGUGGGUCGAGUGUAGGAAUACAUAUCAUAUCUCCCUUGUCCAAAGGUCUUUUCCACCGUGCAAUCAUCCAGAGUGGUCCGAUCAAUGCAUACUGGGCGUCCUAUAAGUCGGGUGACGGGUUUAGUCCGCGACAAUUUUUUACCGAAGUGGUUGAAAAGCAGGACUGUGUCUCACCAACCGUCCAAGAUGCCAUCGCAUGCCUGAAGGAGGUAGAGUAUGAACAUCUGAUUGACCCUUGGACCAAGAACAGCGAGGAUUACAAAUUCUUCACUAUUUCCGAGGAAGAUACCAAACCACGUAUUGACGGAGUCGUCAUCCCAGAGUCCAUUACGUCACUACUGUCACGUGGUCGAGUCAACAAUGUACCUGUUAUGUUAGGUGUGACGUCGGAGGAAUCGGCCCGAAUAUAUGGAUUCUUUCUCGAUUCAAGAUUUUAUAGUUACUACCCAGAUGCAGAUCAUGAACUAGGCGACGGGAUGGACCGGGCCUCAUUUCUAAAGAUGACGGACUACUUUGCCAAGUUAUUCGAUUGGCCAAGCACUGUUAGUGACGUUAUAAAGUUUCACUAUACUGAUUGGACAAAUCCAAACGAUACAUUUGUCAACAGAGACAACUUUAUUCAAUUGUGUGGUGACACGGAUAUGGCUUACCCGACCCAUAGUUUAGCCAACGCCUUCGAUCAGAUUGGCAUGCCCGUCUAUCGUUACGUGUUUGAUUACAAACUUCGCCAUGUAGCCAUCUUCCCGGAGUGGGUGAGAAACUACAGCUAUCAUGAGAUUGAGCUCUCGCUCGUGUUUGGCGCUCCUUUCACUGGACAUCUACAGCCAUUCGUCCUCUCGUCUAACUUCACUAGGGAGGACAAGACGAUGAGCAAGGCACUGAUGACAUGGUGGACAAACUUUGCCAAAACUGGGAAACCCACGAGAGGAAGUGAAAAUCCCUUUAACACCGACUGGGUGCCCUACACCAAGAUUUCAGGGAAAUACCUUUCUGUGGAGGAAGGCGGUAUCAGUAUUAGAGAUCACGUCAAGCCAAACACGUUUGCCUUAUGGAACUGGUUGAUGCCACGGGUUAGCAUUAAUGUUACCGCAAGCUAUGAUGUUGCUCCAACAAAACACUAUCAACCAAGUUUUCCUGCAGUCUUGUGGGUCUUUGUUGCAUUUUCUGUGGCGUUGUUGUGUGUUGUUAUUGUUUUGGGCGCUCUAGUUAUCUCUUAUAGAAACUCUUCAAGGCGUUUGCUGGACCCUUCGUAUUCAAUGAGUUAUAAUGGUCCGUCAAGGCUAACCACAUGAGUGAGUGGUGAUAUUGAUAUUAAAUACAAUACAAUGGGCCGAUAAGGUUAAUCAUUGAGUGAGUGGUGAUAUUUACAGAUAGUGGUCUUAGCCAAAGCCUUGUGUGUAAGGUUGCUUUCAUAUUCAAUGAAUUAUAAUGGGCCGACAAGGUCAACCACAUGAGUAGGCGGUCCUAAUCAGAGCCAUGUGUGUGGAGUUGCUUUCAUAUCCAAUGAGUUAUAAUGGGCCGACAAGGUUCACACUUCACAUGUGGAAUAAAGAGGACACCAGGAUUUGAAAUAAAAAAUAAAACACCUGA
Lineus longissimus is the source of this 2445-nucleotide messenger RNA. RefSeq names its product acetylcholinesterase-like. NCBI's taxonomy places the organism in Eukaryota, Metazoa, Nemertea, Pilidiophora, Heteronemertea, Lineidae. The transcript is spliced from 11 exons. The record is from RefSeq and is a predicted model, not a curated record. The coding region runs from base 186 to 2147 and encodes 653 amino acids.